CUCAAAAGACCAAGAGCAGUACUGCAGAAAAAUUCAAAAACGUUUUAAAUUUAACCAGUUUUUCUUUUGGAGAGUUUUCUGUAGUUUUUGAUAGUCUUUUCUCUUCUGCCUGCUUCUUCGGCAUUUUCACGAGAUAGGACACAUAUCUGGAAAGGGUGUUUGUAACUGCUGCGGUGCAGCACUUGAUGGCUCGUUGAUGAUUGAAACGCUGCCAGAAUGACGAUCGGAACGUUCACUGAUGAUGAUCGCGUUCAGUUAGAUCGUCUGGAGAUCGAGAACUUCAAAUCCUACAAAGGGAAUGUUACGAUCGGACCGCUUAAAUCAUUCACAGCCGUCAUCGGCCCGAAUGGCUCGGGAAAAAGCAACUUUAUGGAUGCCAUCAGCUUUGUCUUUGGAGAACAAGCCCGUAGCCUUCGUGUUAAAAAACUGAAUGAAUUGGUUCACGGAUCCAACGUCAACGAUCCCGCGGCUAAAACCUGUUCAGUCACGGCUGUUUUGCGGAUCGGCGAGGAAGAUGAGAAGCGCUUUCAGCGAACGGUUCGCGUUUCUGCGGGAACAGACGCCACUUCUGAAUAUCGCAUCGAUGGCAAGAGUGUGAGCAACAAGCAGUACAUUGAGUCCCUGGAGGAGUACAACAUCGUUAUCAAGCCGCGGAACUUUUUGGUCUUCCAAGGCCAAGUGGAGCUGAUCGCCACGAUGGAUCCCAAGCAGCGCACACAGCUGAUUGAGAAGAUUAGUGGCUCCGGCGAUCUCAAAGAUGACUACGAGCGCCUGGCUAAAGAGCAGGAAGCCGCUCAGGAAGAAAUGCGCAAGGCGUUCAACAACAAAAAGGAAGUGGCUGUCGAAGAAAAGGAAGCGAAAGAGGAGAAGAAGCUUGCCGAUGAUUACGACAAACGCUUGAAGGAACUGCAAAAAGAACGAUCGACGCUGCAACAGUUUGAGAUCUACCACAAGGAGCGUGAAAUGGACGACAUUAAGAAAGAAGUUCGUCGACAGAAACAAGCGGCAGACGCACUGGAAGAUGAGCGUAAAGAAAUGGAGGACCGAUUGAAGAAAGCCAAGGGAAAGGCUGGGGAGAAGAACAAACAGUUGAAUAAACUGGACCAGGAAAUUCGUAAUGCGGAAGGUGAGGUGUCUAAAGCCAAGCCCAACCUCAUCGCAUUAAAGGCUAAGAUUGAACAUCUCCAGCAGAAGGAUAGUGCGGAUGUACGGAUGCUGGAAACCCUGAUUUCGAAUCGCGAUCAAGCAGCAGCAGAUAUUGCUCGAUUGGAAGAAGAAAUUCAUGAUGUCAAACAAGCCAAAGAAGACUUCCAAGAGUCAGUUUCCUCUCAGACUCAAGAAUCACAGCAUCUAACCCAGUUGUCACCGGCACAGUUAAACGAGUAUCACCGUUUAAAACAAGAGGUAGCGCGCCAGAUGAAGGAUCGCAGUCAAGAGAUGGAACUCUUGCGGCAAACGUAUCGUAAAGACCAAGAAAGUUAUAAGAACGAACAGCACGCCUUGGAGGAGUGCAACAAUGAACUUAAGCGGAAACGCAAAGAGAAAACGGACGCUGCGGGACGAAUGCAGCGGCUGCAGACCCAUAUCCAGGAUUCUGAAGAGAAUCGGGAUAAACUGAAAGCAGACAUCGACGAGCUUAAGGAGUCCACGGAAAAUAUUGAGCCGCGAAUGAUUGAAAUUCAGGAGCGUUUACAGAAUAUUGCGCAGAAGCUGGCGGAGUUCCGCGUGGACGAACGGGAAACAGCGCGCAAAGCUAAGAAAGAGGAAUUGAUCAAUAAACUUCGCCAACUUUAUGGUGACGAAGUGAUUGGUCGACUUGUGGAUCUGUGCCAUCACUCCCAUGAACGCUAUCAAUUGGCUGUGACCAAGAUCCUCGGCAAGUACAUGAAUGCCAUUGUUGUCACCACCCGGCAGAUCGCCACGCAGUGUAUCGCUUACAUGAAACAGCAAGAAAUCGAACCCGAGCAGUUUCUGCCGCUGGAUAAUUUGGAGAUUAAACCAAUCGCUGAACAUUUGCGGUCAAAAGAUCCCGAUCGGCUGAAGCUGGUGAUCGAUGUUAUCCAAGUGACACAUCAUGACAAACAAAGCGUCAUGAAGGCCUUGAAAUUCGCCUGCAGCAGUAGUCUGACUUGUCAGGAUGCCAAAUAUGCCCGGGAAUUGGCAUACAGUAGGGAUCGGUACCAGGUGGUCACCUGGACAGGGACGUUGUUUGAUAAGAGCGGAAUUAUUUCCGGUGGAGCUGCUGAACUGAAGGCACGUGCUAAGCGUUGGGAUGAGAAAGAGCUAAAUAAGUUGCGAACUGAACAAACCAAGCUGACCGACGAACUGCGCGCUUUAAUGGUGAAACAACGGAAAGAAGCGGAGAUUCGUGAAAUGGAACCCAGAUUGAAGGGAAUGUCUGCGCGUUUGAAGUAUGCUCAGAAGGAAAUGGAAGAGCUAGAACAGCAACAAGAAACUCUGGGCCAAAACAUCGAACAGUUGGAAGCUAAGGCGGCAACUCUUGCGGAUCGAGUAAAGGCGGCACAGAAAAAAGUGCUGGCUUCCGAGAAAAAGAAGAACGACCUCCAGGCACAGCUUAAUACACUGGAGGACGAUAUUUUUGCUGAAUUCUGUCAGGAUGUUGGGGUACCAAACAUCCGGCGUUACGAAGAACGAGAGGAAAGUGAACGACAGCAGCGCACUGAUCGCGUAUUUGAAUUUGAUCAGCAGAUCAACAAACUCAACCAGAAGCUGAUCUUUGAAAAGCAGCAGCUGCAAAAGUUAACCGAUAAAGUUGAGAAGUGUGAAAAGGGUCUGGAAAAACUCCGUAAGGAUCUUGACGCCGCUCAAGAGGACGAAAAGGCCAAAGAAAAGAUUGUGGAAGCAGCGGAAAAAGUGCUGGAAGAUCUAAAGGAGCAGCGAAACGAUAUCAAAAAAGAAGCCGACGAGCGGGAGUCGGAGGCGGAUGAAUUGAAGAAAGAGUUCGCAUCCAUCACCAAGAAACAUCAGACGGUGACACGGCAGAUUGCUGCUGAAGAAACCAAACGUGAGCAGCUACGCUUGGAACGGCGCGCCAUCUUGCAGCACUGCAAGAUGCACAAUAUCACCUUACCAUUUGAGCGCGGUUCCAUGGAAGACAUCAACGUCGCCGUGGUGACUGCCACCCAGGACGCCUCCAUGGAGCAGGCCAGCCAGGAGUCCAUUAAUACGCAGAGUUUCGAAGACCGUGAAGCCAACAUUAAAAUCGACUAUAGUGGUCUUCCGGAGCGCCUUAAACGGCAAUUUGACGCAGCGGAACACCGUCGCGAAGUGGAGCGGAUGCAGAGAAUCAUCAAGGAAGCCGAAGCAGAAAUGGACAAAUUGGCACUGCCCAAGGCUAACGCGUCGGAGCGACUGGGUGAGAUCAAAACCAAAGUGCGCCAGUUCACUCAUGAGCUGGAUGAAGCACGGGAACGGGUGGUGAACGUCAACAAUCAGUUUGAUGAAGUGAAGCGGGAGCGGUAUAAGAAAUUCACCGAAUGUUUGGACACUAUUGCAAAUAGUAUUGAUCAGAUCUACAAGGAGCUGGUGGAUGAGAAAAGCGCUCAAGCUUUCCUAAAUGCCGAUAAUCAAGAAUCGCCCUUCAGCGGUGGAGUGAACCUGAGUCUGGUGGUGCCGGGAAAGAAUUACCGCACUAUUGAAAGCCUUUCCGGUGGCGAGAAGACUCUGGCGUCUUUGUCACUGCUUUUCGCUAUUCACGCCGCACAUCCGUCACCCUUCUUCAUCAUGGACGAAAUUGACGCCGCACUGGACAACGCCAAUAUUGGACGAGUGGCGCAGUUCAUGAGGAAGAAAUCCCGCGAUGAAUUUCAGAUCAUCAUUAUUUCCCUUAAGGAGGAAAUGUACCAGCACGUGGACGCACUAGUCGGCAUUUAUCCGGAGCCUGGAGACGUAUGCAUAAGCCGGAAUAUGACACUGGAUCUCAAUCAGUACGACCGUGUUCCCAAAUCGAAGAAGUAAACGCCAUUUUGUUCUUUGUUUUAUUUAAUUUUAAAUGUACAGUGCAGCACAAAUGCAGUGUUAUGAUACAAAUGCUGCUUUUUCCCUUGUCCUGUUUUGAAUUUUACUUGUUGGGAGUGAAAACUGAUUUACCCUAGUUGUCAAAUUUGUAAGUUUCCAAGUUGUAUAAAGUUGAGCGUACAGGCUGUA
Paramacrobiotus metropolitanus is the source of this 4167-nucleotide messenger RNA. RefSeq names its product structural maintenance of chromosomes protein 1A-like. Gene Ontology annotation, molecular function: protein binding; ATP hydrolysis activity; DNA binding. The record is from RefSeq and is a predicted model, not a curated record. Lineage: Eukaryota; Metazoa; Tardigrada; Eutardigrada; Parachela; Macrobiotidae. The transcript is spliced from 22 exons. Gene Ontology annotation, biological process: sister chromatid cohesion. The coding region runs from base 217 to 3978 and encodes 1253 amino acids. Gene Ontology annotation, cellular component: chromosome; cohesin complex; nucleus.